AUGUCUGGGGACUGCAUCGAUAAGCACAAUGUCCAAGGUGACAUCUGGCCUGGACUAUCGAAGAAGUAUGAAGAUUUUCACUUCUUCCGCAUUCUCAAUGUGGAAAGGUUCAAAAGUCACCUCAGCAGCUUCAUCCCACACAUAACCGACUGUGAGAAGGCAAUGCAGGACAAAGGCCUUAUCAGACAGCACAAGAUUGCUGUUGCUCAGGGGACUGAAUCCCCCAAGUUGCUCGACGUGGUUGGAGUCAACAUCUCCUUUACUAGCAAAGGCUUGGCUUUGCUGGGCAAGCGCGACAUCCAGAGUAAGGCGUUUGAGAUUGGUCAAUUGGCUGACAUGACCGACACUGCCAAUGGUGGUCGUGACAAAGCGACGGACUGGAUGGAUGAGUUCAAGAACAAAGAGAUACAUGGCCUCAUCAAUAUUGGUGGCAGCAGCAAAGACAUUGUGGAGAAGAAGUGGAAAGACAUUCAAGCCCUUUUCGUUGGACGCUUCAAAUUUACCACCAGCAUUGAGGAAGUCGUAGCCCUCUCUGGAAAGGAUAGAGAUGCUCCCAACGGAAGCAAAGAACACUUUGGGUACGAGGACGGUAUCUCGCAGCCGAAGAUUCAAGGAUUGGACCGGCCGGAGGAGGGAGAGAAAGCCCCGCCACUGAUCCCUCCCGGGAUCUUCUUCCUCGGCCACCGGGGGCAGCCUAUCUGCCAACCUGACUGGGCCCACGAAGGCAGCUUCCUCGCAAUUCGGAAACUGCAAUGCAUGGUUCCAGAGUUCGACAAAUAUCUGGAAGAUGAGGCUUCAAAACAUAACCUCACUAGCGAACAGCUCGCGGCGAGGUUUAUGGGACGAUGGCGGAGCGGAGCUCCAAUUGAUAUGGCACCAGACCAAGACAAUCCCGCCCUGGCUCACAGUAACAACUUCGAUUUCGACCCAGCGGACACCCAAAGCCGAUGCCCAUUUGCCGCGCAUAUUCGGAAGUCACGGCCGCGUGCCGACAUUGAAGAUCGCUUCACCCGUUCCAUCUUCCGCCGUGGUAUCACCUAUGGACCCGACGUGACCGAACAGGAGAAGAAGGAUCAUAAGACGACGGUAGACCGUGGAAUCUUCUUCAUGGCCUACUCUAGCGACAUUGACAACGGAUUCUCAUUCAUGCAAAAGAAGAUGAUUAAUAACAGCCAGUGGCCAGAGCGAGAGCCCGCUACUGGGCCAGAGGGGGCCGGCCUCGAUCCCUUCUGCGGCCAGGCUGUGCCCCCAGGCCCACCCAAGUUCUGUAUGGUGGAUGGCGACAAGAAGACUGUUCAUGUGUCUUUGGAUAAUUGGGUGGUCGCUCGAGGCGGCGAGUACCUUUUCGUGCCUCCCAUCAAAUUUCUCAAGACCCUCAGCAAAUCUACAUAG
Aspergillus nomiae NRRL 13137 is the source of this 1392-nucleotide messenger RNA. RefSeq names its product Dyp-type peroxidase. The coding region runs from base 1 to 1392 and encodes 463 amino acids. NCBI's taxonomy places the organism in Eukaryota, Fungi, Ascomycota, Eurotiomycetes, Eurotiales, Aspergillaceae. The record is from RefSeq and is a predicted model, not a curated record. Gene Ontology annotation, cellular component: cytosol. The transcript has 8 exons. Gene Ontology annotation, molecular function: heme binding; peroxidase activity.